CUCUGAGAUGAAUCUUGUCAGCCGUAUUUGUCAGAAGGAAGAAAAACAGCAGAAAACGUCAGCAAACAGAAAUGGUUCUUAUUUUUAUUUUCAGGCUACAGGAGUGGAUCAAGCUGUUGGCAUGAGUCUUGUUGUCUUCAGCCUCCUGCUGUUUACAUACUACUCUGUCUGGGUCAUCAUCUUGCCUUUCGUGGACAAUGAUCACAUACUGCACAAGUAUUUUCUUCCUCGAGAGUACUCAGUCAUUCUGCCUGGCAUUGCAGCAGUAAUACUGCUCCUCUGUAUUGGAGCCUUCACUGCAGUUAUCAUGUGGAAGAAUCGCAAGCCAAAGAAAGUAGACUGAUCUCAGGAUAGUGACUGCUGUGGAAUAUGUGGAAUGUCUGUGAAAAAAGCCUUGAUGCUAAACUGUCUGGUGGCGCUGCAGGCAAAAUCACACCUAAUAAUGGUUACUGAACCACUGACACUCAUGCUUAAAAAAUUGGAUUCGUUAAAAAGAAAGUUCCUGAUAUUUAUUUUAUAUUUUGGUUCUAUUUCCAAUUUGGUUUGAGCUGAUAAUUAAGCUUUAAAGCUGCUAUGGGUCCGAUUUGAAAACCUUUGACGUCGGUGCCCCCAAGUGGCAGUUUAGUAUUGUAAAAAAAAUAAUUAUUGACUUUAAAUUUUCCCAUAGCUCACUGCUACUAUUCCUGUUCCAUAGUGUUUAGAUCCGUCACUGUGUUCUCACCUCCAAUGUGAACAGAAAUUCCUUAGCUGAAGAGUUAUAUCAUUGUCAUAUUUAAAAGACCUAAAUGAUUUCAUUGGGAUCCCAUAUAUAAACCCUCAGAGCAACUACUGCAAAGGCAGGGCUUGUGUCACUGUCAGUACUUUGAACCACACAGCUGUUUAGAUGUUGCAUAUACCUGUUCAGAUACCGUAUUGGCCCAAAUUUGAGACAGCCUUGAUUAUAAGAGAACGCCCCGGUCGCAGUUAAACAUGUAACAUGAGCAGUCAGAGUUUAGCUAGACUAACGAAACACUUUACAGAAUUAACUCGACUUGAGGACAAUCACUAACCCAGUAACAUUAAGGCUUCAAACUACCUAUAAUGCAUCACUCUGUGAAGGAGCCGGUGUUACACCAGUACUCCUUCCAUUCUAAAAAAAAAAUCUGAUGUUGUGAAUACGUAAAUAUCUUGUUGUAUAAUAUAAUACGACCCCCACUACUUGAAAUGUGAUUUCCAUCAAUUAUAUAUUUGGGCCAAUACGGUAAUUCACAAUGAUAUGGCAGGAUGGAAGGGAAGUGAAAUUUGUGUGAAUGUCUGGAAAAUUACAGAAAGAACGACUUAAUUGUCAGUUUUUGUAGUGUGUGAAAGUGUGGAUGAUGUUGAUUGUAAAUAGUUUUGUAUGCAAACCAGCAUUUUACAGUAAGACUGGUAAUGGGGCCAAUGGUCCCUUUUCUUAGUUCAAUAAAAUGUUGAUGCUGUGAAAUGUGUUGAGUUUUUU
Messenger RNA from Anoplopoma fimbria (sablefish), 1477 nucleotides. RefSeq names its product dolichyl-phosphate mannosyltransferase subunit 2, regulatory (gene dpm2). The transcript is spliced from 4 exons. Gene Ontology annotation, cellular component: dolichol-phosphate-mannose synthase complex; endoplasmic reticulum membrane. Gene Ontology annotation, biological process: GPI anchor biosynthetic process. The record is from RefSeq and is a predicted model, not a curated record. Bases 8 to 343 code for a protein of 111 amino acids. NCBI's taxonomy places the organism in Eukaryota, Metazoa, Chordata, Actinopteri, Perciformes, Anoplopomatidae. Gene Ontology annotation, molecular function: enzyme regulator activity.